GCAAGACGAUAAGGAGAUCAUGGAUAUACGAUCUGUUUGCAGGCUUAUCGUCCUCAUUACCUGGUUCAAGUUUGCAGUUACGAAGUCUGCAGAAGAUGUACACCGGCUACUGAACACUUUGUUCAGCAACUACAGUGUUCUUGUGAGGCCCUCCUACGACCAGAACAGGCCAACCCAUGUGAACGUAGUGUUCAGUAUGAUGCAAAUGGAACAUCUGGACAUGAAAACAGAAACUAUGAAGUCGCUGGGAUUUUUCACCAUUACCUGGACGGAUGAGUUUCUGGUGUGGAAACCCGAGGACUAUGGGUCUGUGAAAUACUUCACUGUCACCGAAAACAUGAUAUGGACACCAGAUUAUAUUAUUGACAAUGAUGUUCGUGUGAAGAAGCGUUUUGGAGACGGCAAAAACUUGGUGAUUAUCAAAUCUAACGGCACUGUCAUUUGGGAGCCAGGGUACGUGUCUUCAACAACCUGCAAAAUCGACAUUACAUACUUCCCCUUUGACACACAAGUAUGCUCCAUCAACAUGAUUACGUGGAUGACAUCACACUUGUACCUACGUACGUCGUCGACAAAGGGUGUUUCUCUGGAUUUGUAUGCUGAAAGUGGAGAGUUUCAAAUGAUCAAGGCUUGGGUCAACAUGACGUUGAACGAAGUGAAUUCUCUUGAAAAUGAGAAGCUCGAGGGGUUACAAUUCUUCUUUGUUCUGAAGCGGAGGACAACUUUCUACUGGCUGUGUCUGGUGUCACCGCUCCUGGUAUUUCCCUUGCUGAGUCCUCUUAGUUUCCUGGUUCCUGCAGACAGCGGGGAGAAGACCACCCUGGCCAUCACAUCCCUGCUGUCAGUCUUUGUAUUCAUGUCAGCCAUCUACGAGACGUUGCCAAAGCUUUCCGACACUGUCUCGCUAUAUGUGUUGCUGGCAUCCUUACAAAGCUUUAUCAGCUUCCUCACUGUGGUAUGCAAUGUCAUCAUUUUGAGCGUACAUCGCCUCGGACCCGAACAUUGCGUUCCGAAAUGUCUGACAGUGCUUGCAGCCAAACAUAAAGACUUACCACCAGAAAUGAUGAACCAUGUUAAAGGUAAUGAGGAAUGCGAGCUGUUCAACAGAAGUGCAAGGAGUACUAGAGGCAAAGUGUUGCUGGCAUCCUUACAAAGCUUUAUCAGCUUCCUCACUGUGGUAUGCAAUGUCAUCAUUUUGAGCAUACAUCGCCUCGGUUCCGAACACUGCGUUCCGAAAUGGCUGACAGUGCUUGCAGCCAAACAUAAAGACUUACCGCCUAAAAUGAUGAACCAUGUUAGUAAUACAUUUGAUGAAUGCGAGCAGUUCAACAGAUGUGACAAAGUGCCAGAGGCAAAGUUGAAAAUGUGCCCAUUACCUGUCCCGUUGUUGAUGGAUUUCUGA
This is a messenger RNA of Haliotis rubra (blacklip abalone), 1402 nucleotides long. RefSeq names its product neuronal acetylcholine receptor subunit alpha-3-like. NCBI's taxonomy places the organism in Eukaryota, Metazoa, Mollusca, Gastropoda, Lepetellida, Haliotidae. The coding region runs from base 20 to 1402 and encodes 460 amino acids. The record is from RefSeq and is a predicted model, not a curated record. The transcript is spliced from 7 exons. Gene Ontology annotation, biological process: monoatomic ion transmembrane transport; signal transduction; chemical synaptic transmission. Gene Ontology annotation, cellular component: synapse; membrane; neuron projection. Gene Ontology annotation, molecular function: transmembrane signaling receptor activity; extracellular ligand-gated monoatomic ion channel activity; neurotransmitter receptor activity.